Monodelphis domestica (gray short-tailed opossum) is the source of this 707-nucleotide messenger RNA. NCBI's taxonomy places the organism in Eukaryota, Metazoa, Chordata, Mammalia, Didelphimorphia, Didelphidae. The record is from RefSeq and is a predicted model, not a curated record.
CGUGGCAGGAAGUGGGUGUGGGCGUGGCAGGAAGUCAAGACCAAAGAGAAACAACAACAUAUCGCCCCUGACUCCCCCUACUUCCCUGGACAUCAGAGUCAUCUAUUUACUGAAGGAGCCAGGGAAAGGAAGAUAAAGCCUUCCCCCCCACUUCCCCUUUGUCUCUCACCCUCCCUCAACCCUUCCCUCACCCCAGCCUCCCACUCGGAUGGCCAAGGCCAAGGCUGGACUGAGCUAGACCAUCUUGAAGACAUCCGUUACCAUGACAACUGAACCGACAAGGAGGACAGGGGAGAACCACCACCAUCGUGGUAUUACUAUGAAACUUCAGAAAAGGAAGGCAGGCAAGAAAGUGGAAUGGUCCAGUGAUACCGUGGACAAUGAGCAUUUAGGGCGUCUUUCAUCAAAAUGUUGCUGUAUCUACGAAAAGCCCCCGGCCUUUGGUGAGAGCUCCACAGAGAACUAUGAUGAAGAUGACGACGAAAGCUGUGGGCAUAGCCAGAGUGUCCCAAGCCAUCGAAAGAGACAGCAUCUUGCCAACCCCGUCCUAUCCCAACCGUCCUUUCUCUCCUCCUUGACUCCUCCGAAUCCAGACCUGGCCCCAUGAAGCCCUGAGCAUCUCCUUCCCUUGUCUCCCCAUUUGUCUGGACCCGAAUGUAUAUGUCACUACAAGGGGAUUAAAUCCAUGGCUUGAUGCUGCCCCACAA